Molecule: messenger RNA, 1618 nt
Organism: Polychytrium aggregatum
Lineage: Eukaryota; Fungi; Chytridiomycota; Chytridiomycetes; Polychytriales
Exons: 1
Coding region: 157-1515 (452 amino acids)
Source: RefSeq, a predicted model, not a curated record
GCCACGGUCGCAGAGAGCGAUGCCUACGGAUACGACAUAUUCUCGCUCACCAAGAUCAAGCCCCUCCUGGACUUGGGCGACGCUGGCGUCGCUCCCACGCUGCCUGUGACCAGCAGCAGCAACUCGCCCAAGAAGGCCGAAAAGAAUGCCUCAGCCAUGUUUCUGAAGAUCCAGGCGCUCAUGAUGGCCCUGCUUUCCAAGAGCCGAGAGACCGGGUCGGGACGAUACCGAGGCCAGAGACGGGCUCUGGAUGAUGCCGAGCAAGAGUACUCGAGCGAAGGCGAAGGUGAAUGGAGCCCGGACCAGAGCGAUGUUGAUGAUGUGAUGCGGCGGAGCCACUCUGUCGACGCAUCCCAGAGCAACUCGGCCGUCAGCAGCAUCACCAGCGAGUCCGGGAUCAAAAAGUCGGGCUCGGUUGCCUCACGGAGCAAGGCCGAGGUGCGGCUCAGCAAGCUCGAGAAGCUCGCCAAGAUUCUGAACCCGGCUGAUCCUAAGGACAGCCGAAUGCAGCCCGAGGUUUCAAGCGUCGCACCUCCACUCGGCCUUUCAGGCAAUACAGGUCCAACUGCAGGGCAUGGGCCGUCCCCGGCCGGGUCACUGAUUGCCGAGCUCGAAAACAUCUUCUCCAAAGACGUCCACAGUGUCCUCAGCGGAGGCCGGCGCCGGCGGUCUGUCUCGCCGUCUGUAGCAGAACCGAGCGACAUGUCGCUGACCAAUGUAGCAGAGACACAUGUCGCUGGAUCUGCUCGCAACUCGACGCUCUCGGUGCAGCCGCUACCCGAAAGCCACCCGCAUCGACGACGACAUUCGAGUAACAUCAAACCCGAUGCCUCGCCGACGAUGCCGAAGCAGCGUGCGCUCUCGCAUAUGGUUGCGUCGGCCAGCCCCCCAAGCGUCCCAUCUCCGUCUUCGUCAUCAGCGGCCCCUCACACAGGCAGCACUCUCUUUGGCCCACAGACAACGGUUGGUCCGGUCGCAGCCAGCAAUCUGCCACCCACAGCGAUCUACACCAAGCACAGCGGCUCGCACCACAGCAACGUUCUCGUCAUCUCACCAGAGAAGGCCUAUCAGCCGCCACACUCACCGCUGCCUGUAAAGGCGACAGACGAGCACCAUGGCCACGGAGCAGUGCCCACGCAUCGGACACUGCAGUCCAUCAAGCCGCAUGAGGCCAUCACCAUGGAAACGCCGAUACCACCCCCGCUGCCGCCUAAAUCGGGAGCCAGCGGACCAAAGAAACCCAACCCGCCGAUGCAAUCGCCUCGGCACCAUGGCCAUGUCGUUGGCAGCGGAUCAGAUGUUGGCGCGGCUUCAGUCAGCAAGCUUCCCACGGGGCCACCGUCAGGCCCUAUGAGGGCCCACGAAGGACUCCCGAGCCAGUCGGCUUCGACACUGUCGUCCCUGCCGAACGAGUCAGAGGCCCUCAUGCCUCACGUUAACUCUGCGGAGGACCCACGAUCUGGGGUGGGGACCAUAGGAUCACUCUUUGGACGCACACACCGCCGAGGGGCAUGAUGACAGGACUUGCGGGGCUGAUGGCCUGCGGUUGGCGAUCGGCGCUGUCUUUGCGACUAAAUCUAUGGCUCUUGGAGCACGACAUUCCGCUAUCGCUGGCGAC